GGUCAUCUUUAUAUAUGUCAAAACCACGGUUUCAAAACAAAAUAUGUUCAGAAAAUAAAAAUAACAUUAUUGAUUAUGAUUAUUCCCAAAUAAAAUUUUAUACAACAUAUUUUAUAUCAAGUACAGUUCUAGUUUCAGAGAGGUAUUUAUUCUACAAUAGUGAAAACGCAUAAUGGCUAACCCAUCAGAAAGUACCAUGGAUUCCAAUGAGUGUACUGAAAUGCCUGAAGAUAUCAAAACUGUUCAAUUACUAGCCAAAGGACUCUUAGAACUGUAUGAACCUCCACUUGUGACCAUUAAAACUCAUUUGAAAGAAUUAACGGAUAAACAAGAUGCAGUUCACAACAUGCUGUUAUCAGAGAGACGAAGGCUGGAAGAUCUUCAAAAUGAUGUAACUCUAGAUGCUUUAUUGGCAGAUGUAGCAACCAGCAAAGAAAAACUUAAUUUAAUAUCAAAUGCAAUGAUUACUUUACAUAAGAGAGUGCACUCCUUACAAGCCCGGGCUGCCAAUGUGGAGAAAGUGGCCAAGAGCAGAGCUAUCCAAAGUCCAUCAAAAAGUAGUUAAAAUACUGGAAAGUGCAUGAUGGACACAUAAUCAUUUUUGAUCCAAAGUGUAUAGAAGCUUUAUGUAUGUUUUGAAUUUUUCUGUUUGAUAAUUUAUUUUUAGUUAGCUAGUUCUAUUCUCAUUUUAAUUGCAAAGAAUAAUUAUUUAUAAGAAUUUAAUAUAGGUAUAAGCUAUUUUGUUGUAUAGGGUUUAUAAUAUUUGUUAAAUUGAAAAGCAAACACAUUUUUAAUUUUUAUUAAACUUAAUAAAAUAUACAUUUCCUUAUUGCGAUAAAACUGUGCAUUCCAUUAAAUUGUGUAAUAAAAUAGUUAUUGUCUAUGAGAUAUAUUUCCUAAGGCUAAUGUUACGUUGUCACUAAGACUAGUUUUAAGUAUGUAAUCAUAACAUUGAAAAUGGCAGUUGGUUAAAUAAAUUACUAUAAAGCAUU
Pieris napi is the source of this 992-nucleotide messenger RNA. RefSeq lists its product as uncharacterized. Gene Ontology annotation, cellular component: transport vesicle; BLOC-1 complex; extrinsic component of membrane. The record is from RefSeq and is a predicted model, not a curated record. Lineage: Eukaryota; Metazoa; Arthropoda; Insecta; Lepidoptera; Pieridae. Gene Ontology annotation, biological process: intracellular transport. The transcript has 5 exons. The coding region runs from base 173 to 565 and encodes 130 amino acids.